UCCUUUUCCUCUUCUCCUCCAUUUCCAAAAGACCAUAGCAACCCAGUACGGGCGAGACAAAAGAUUCCCAAGAAUCGAGCAUCAUUUCCAUUUUUAAUUUAGAAGACUUUUUAAAAGAAUGGCCAACCCUAGAGUUUUUUUCGACAUCAGUGCAGGUGGAAGCCUGCUCGGAAGAGUGGUCAUGGAGUUGAGAGCUGAUGUCGUUCCCAGGACAGCAGAGAACUUCAGGCAGUUGUGCACAGGGCAGCCUGGCUUCGGGUACAAAGGCUCCACCUUCCACCGUGUCAUCCCUAACUUCAUGUGUCAGGGUGGCGACUUCACAAACCACAACGGAACCGGUGGCAAGUCCAUCUACGGACACAAAUUCGAGGACGAGAACUUCUCUCUGAAGCACACAGGGCCCGGGUGCCUGUCCAUGGCCAACGCCGGACCCAACACCAACGGCUCGCAGUUCUUCAUCUGCACAGCAAACACCAGCUGGCUGGACGGGAAGCAUGUGGUCUUCGGUCAGGUCGUGGACGGCAUGGACGUCAUCAAGAAAGUAGAGAGCUACGGCAGCAACAGCGGCAAGACUAGCACCGAGAUCGCCAUCGCCGACUGCGGCCAGAUCUAGACGCUUCCUGUUUCCCUCCCCCCACCCCCCCGGCCCACCCUGACCUCUUAGUCAGUCCCCUUGAAACACUGCUCAGAUCAACAUUCCUGUUUUGCUUUGACGCCCGCUUGUCCACAUCCCUAACACUGUCUGACGAGUUGCCUUCUUUUUUGUUUUUUUGGGAUCAGUUCUCCAUUUCAUUUACAAAUAGAAGCCAACGGGCUCAGAGAUUUGUGUAUCGGAAUCUGACAAAUAAAAAAGGGGAAUAACGAGAAA
This is a messenger RNA of Clarias gariepinus (North African catfish), 868 nucleotides long. RefSeq names its product peptidylprolyl isomerase Aa (cyclophilin A) (gene ppiaa). Gene Ontology annotation, cellular component: intracellular membrane-bounded organelle. The record is from RefSeq and is a predicted model, not a curated record. Gene Ontology annotation, biological process: protein peptidyl-prolyl isomerization; protein folding. NCBI's taxonomy places the organism in Eukaryota, Metazoa, Chordata, Actinopteri, Siluriformes, Clariidae. The transcript is spliced from 5 exons. Gene Ontology annotation, molecular function: peptidyl-prolyl cis-trans isomerase activity. The coding region runs from base 119 to 613 and encodes 164 amino acids.